This is a messenger RNA of Onthophagus taurus, 1136 nucleotides long. RefSeq lists its product as uncharacterized. Gene Ontology annotation, molecular function: DNA binding. The record is from RefSeq and is a predicted model, not a curated record. Gene Ontology annotation, biological process: DNA recombination; DNA integration. NCBI's taxonomy places the organism in Eukaryota, Metazoa, Arthropoda, Insecta, Coleoptera, Scarabaeidae.
UCAAAAUGUAACUAUAUUCAAAGCGAUCAUGUAGUGAAAUAUUUAAUAAUAAUUACAUAAAUAAUUAAUUAUAUGCAAUUAUAAUAAUAAUAAUAAAGAUAUAAGGUGAUAUACCCUACGUGAUUAAAUAAAUAAAAAGAACCGCGUAAUGAGGUCUUCAUAAAACGUAAACAUAACCUCAAAAAUAAAAUUGGUUAUAAUUUAAUUUGUGACUCGUUUUACGUCACAUCUAAGAGAAAAUAGCGAAAUGUGGGAAUGUAACAGUGAUAUUUCAACCUCUGAAGAUCCCCUUGAACUAGAAAGCGUCGCCGAUUUAACUUCAACGAAUUCUUUAAUCCCAAAAGGGUCUAAAUCAAAUUAUGAAAGGGUUUAUCGCCAAUUUAAAGCUUGGUUUAAUCAGAAAAACGCAAAAUUUAUAUCAGAAGAUGUCUUAUUAGGUUAUUUAAUGGAAAAAUCAAAAACCGUAAAAAGUACCAGCUUAUGGACUAUAUACUCAAUACUAAAAAGAAUGCUAAUGAUAAAAGAAGAGCUUGAUGUAACUAAAUAUUUUAGAGUGGGCCAAUUUUUAAGGAAAAUGUUAAAAAAUAAAAAAUCUAAUAGAUCGAAUAUAUUUACUCAAGAACAAAUUAACAUGUUUUUGGAAGAUGCACAAGAUGAAAAAUAUUUAUUAUUUAAAGUUAUUUUAAUUAUUGGGGUUUCUGGAGGAUUAAAACGGCACGAAUUAACCAAUAUGACUCUCUGUGAUGUUGAGGAUCGUCCCGAUGAGUUAUUUGUAAACAUUUUUGACCCAAAAACGGAGGAAAAAAAGUCAUUUACGAUUACAAACCCGGAUUAUUUAAGAAUUUAUCGCAAAUAUAUUAAUCUUCGUCCUAAACAUGUCAAAAAUUCUCGAUUAUUUUUGAAAUAUCAACCGGGGAAGUGUUACUGCCAAGCUGUUGGGUUAGAAACGAUGGGGAAAAUACCCAGUUUGAUUGCUACUUAUUUGAAGCUGCCCAAUAGUAAUGAGUAUUCAGGGUUUUGUUUUAAGAUGACAAAUACAGCUCUUAUUGUGAAAAGAUCUUAGUAGAUUUAAUUAAUUUUUAAUUUAAAUUAAGUUUCUUGAAGUAAAUCAAUUUAUUAUGUACAAAUUUAAUUUA